GACUGCAGGGUGGGUUGGCGGAGAGCAGUGACGUGCGCCUGACCGCCCUCGCCAAGCCGCAGGUUCAAAGAGAAGACGGCGUCUGGCUGCACCAAGCGCUGAGUUUCUCACCCCAUUGAGCUCAGAAAGUUCAAGAAAGAAGCCUGGGAUUCAUGGGGAGAUCAGGACAGAAGACUUUCCCAUUCUAUCACAACUGAGGCGGUAGAGUCAGCUGUUUGGGAAGUCUGCUUUCAGAAAGAUUUAAGAAUCCAUUUCCACAUACGGCCAUCUGGUUCUUUGAAGCAGUGCCCCAUCAUGUGCCAUGCUGGUGUUGUCACAGGACGCAGAGAAGUCAAUGUUAGCAUAUAGCCAGCCCACAGGAAGUCAUGAAGUAUUCUGGAUGGAUGGCUGCUGGAAACCCAUUGCCAUAGCCAGCUCUUCUUCAAUAUUUAAGGCUUUAUCUGGGCACUGAGUAAUGAGAAUUUUGAGACCAUAUUUGAGGAGUACGUCCAUCCAGUGCUAUUUGUGUUUACUUCUGAACAGUCAUUUCUUAACUGAGGCUGGCAUUCAUGUCUUCAUUUGGAGCUGCAUCAGUGCAAGCGUUCCAAAAACAGAGGCAAACUGGCAGGAUGUAAUAAGUGAUUUGAAAAAAUUUGAAAAUCUUAUUCAAUCUAUACAUAUUGAUGCCACUUUAUAUACUGAAAGUGAUGCUCAUCCCAAUUGCAAAGUCACAGCGAUGAAGUGCUUUCUCCUGGAGUUACACGUUAUUUGGCAGGAGUCGAAUAAUAUGGACAUUAGAGAGGUGAUAGAAAACCUUAUCAUCCUAACAAACUCCAGUUUAUCAUCUAAUGGGAAUAUAACUGAAUCUGGAUGCAAAGAAUGUGAGGAAUUGGAGGAAAAAAAUGUUAAAGAAUUUUUGCGAAGUUUUGUAAAUAUUGUACAAAUGUUCAUCGGCACUUCCUGAUUGCAGUGAUCCUCUUCAGCAUUUCUGUUAUUUACAAACACUUUCCCGUUGCUCAAAGGCACCGAAACACUUUGCAUUUCCAGUGUGCUGCCAAAGCAAGUUUUUCUAGCAAGAAGAGGAUCAGGAUCUUUCAUCGGAUGAACUCUUAGAAAUGAAGGCAGAAAAAUGGCAUUGAGUAACAUGAUGUAUAUGGACAUUUAUUUUUAAUUUAUUAUUGAAAUUGUACAUAUUUGUAACAUAAUAUAAAUUUUUGAAUAAAAUUAUGUACAUAUUUUAUCCUUUGAAACUGCACUGAUGUUUUACUUCUUAUAAGAAAAUAAGGGACAUUUGUUAAGGUUGAUAGUCAAAUUAUUUAACAACUGCUGGGUCUGGGACCACUGACUACCUGCCUUCAUUUACUUCUCAGCUAGGUGUUGCACCCAGAGGGAGAACUGACUGACUGUCAACAAGA
This is a messenger RNA of Myotis lucifugus (little brown bat), 1394 nucleotides long. It is a transcript of the gene IL15, whose product is annotated as interleukin 15. Gene Ontology annotation, cellular component: extracellular region. Gene Ontology annotation, molecular function: cytokine receptor binding; cytokine activity. The transcript is spliced from 9 exons. NCBI's taxonomy places the organism in Eukaryota, Metazoa, Chordata, Mammalia, Chiroptera, Vespertilionidae. Bases 455 to 943 code for a protein of 162 amino acids. The record is from RefSeq and is a predicted model, not a curated record. Gene Ontology annotation, biological process: positive regulation of immune response; positive regulation of cytokine production; neutrophil activation.